Penicillium subrubescens is the source of this 2481-nucleotide messenger RNA. Its product is annotated as DUF803 domain membrane protein. The transcript has 2 exons. Gene Ontology annotation, cellular component: membrane. Gene Ontology annotation, biological process: magnesium ion transport. The record is from RefSeq and is a predicted model, not a curated record. Gene Ontology annotation, molecular function: magnesium ion transmembrane transporter activity. Lineage: Eukaryota; Fungi; Ascomycota; Eurotiomycetes; Eurotiales; Aspergillaceae. The coding region runs from base 1 to 2481 and encodes 826 amino acids.
AUGGGUUUACCACAGCAUCCCCUGGCAGUGGGCUUGCUCACCUCUUUUGUCUCGUCGACUAUCGCGCCUUCCGCCGCAACCCCGUAUUCGACCUCCUAUUCAACGCACACUUACUCGGCUUUCUCGAACUCAACCUCGCAAGUCCCUUCUGGUCGUGAUGGUGACGAUGAAGGAAACAUGGAGAGGUGGUCAUCGCUUAUCGGUAUUGUGACUGCUCUGAUUGGUAAUGUGUUGAUAUCCGUCGCGCUCAAUAUCCAGCGCUAUGCGCAUAUUCGGAUCACACGAGAAUGGGAGCAGAACAAGAUCAAGAAGGAAGCCGAGCGGAGGCGGGCGCAUUCCGGGACAUCGUCUACGAAUCCAUACGGGACCGUUGGAGGUGAUGGUCGAAGCAGAUCAAGGGAACAGGAUCGACACAAUGGCCGUGGGCAAUUUGAAGCUUAUCGCGAUGAAGAAGAUUCGCCUCCCAGGGGAAGACAUGGCACUCGAGGCUCGCGGGACAGCGCACGCGAUUCGUUCGCAUCUGAUAGUACCGCUCGUCCAGAAGACUCCGACGACCGGAAAUCUUACUUGCGAUCCCCAUAUUGGUGGGCUGGUAUCAUUCUGAUGGUUCUGGGUGAGACGGGAAACUUCCUCGCCUAUGGCUUCGCACCAGCUUCGAUCGUCUCUCCACUGGGCGUUGUUGCCUUGAUAUCCAACUGCGUUAUCGCACCCUGUUUACUCAAGGAAAAGUUCCGACAGCGGGACUUCUGGGGCGUGCUGGUAGCUAUUGCUGGAGCCGUCGUGGUUGUGCUCAGUGCCAGAUCUUCAGAGGAGAAAAUCGGCCCUGGUGAAAUCUGGAUGAUGAUCACUCGUUGGGAGUUUGAGCUCUAUCUGGGGCUGACCAUUGGCCUGAUCAUUGGUCUCAUGUGGGCCAGCUUCUCAUACGGCUCACGCUCGAUCUUGAUCGAUGUCGGGCUGGUGGCAUUAUUUGGUGGAUACACGGCUUUGUCUACCAAGGGCGUUUCCUCAUUGUUGUCAGGAACAUUAUGGCAUGUCAUUACAUUCCCCAUUACCUACCUGCUUGUUUUCGUUCUUGUCUCCAGCGCCUUGAUGCAAAUCCGGUACAUCAAUCGAGCCCUGCAGCGCUUUGACUCGACUCAGGUGAUUCCGACCCAAUUCGUUCUAUUUACGCUCUCGGUGAUUGUUGGGAGCGCUGUGCUCUACCGUGAUUUCGAGUCGAUGUCGGCUGGUCGAGCAGGAAAGUUUGUGGGAGGAUGCGCCUUGACAUUCCUAGGUGUCUACUUCAUUACGAGCGGCCGAGUUCGUUCUGAUGAUGAGUCUACCUUUUCCACGGACGAUGAAGAAGAGGCUAUCGGGUUGCUGCAUGGAGAACGAUAUCGCGAUAGAAUUGACUUGUCUCCACCAGCCCAACAAUUUCGAGCACCAAAAACUUUUGCCGUUGAUCACGAGGAAGAAGACGCUGUGCUGUCUCCAACGGGAUCACUUACAAGCCGCGGUAUUGAUGGUAUCGACGAUGACCAGCUUACGCCCCGGGGAGCUCAUUCCGGGGCUCCGUCUUCUCCGGCUGGCUCGUUGACCGCCGAGUCUCCUCUCUCGGGGCCAUCUUUCGAUCACGCAUCGCCACUGCGACCGCCUUCCCGUAUGUCCAACCCUUGGGCGGACUCCAUUGAUGCGCCUCUUGAAACCCCUAAGUCCGACCUCGAGACAUACUGUCAUACCACUCCACCUGCACCGGAAGUUGACGGUAGUCAGGAGUCAACUGUGCUUUUGCGCUUCCCCCCUGCGCCUGGCAUUGAAGAGGACUCUCAGAACAAGUCACCCGUCGCUCGGCGGGCAUCAACUCCUACUGGGCUAGACCACGCUCACAACACUGGGAGCAGCCAUACUACUCUUGAAACACCAUCACGACGGGCCAUGCGCAACUCCAUCUCCAAUCGCUUUUCUCCUGGGCCGCUCCUUCCUACUCUCUCUGGCGGUUUCAGCGCCGUCGUUGCGGAAUCUCUACGUCGUGGUGAGGCUAGCCCGUUGAAAGACCGGGCGAGGCGAAAGUUAGGACGCCGUCGUCAACUCGAGGGUGCCUUUGAGCAUGACCAAGCUCGCCACCAAGAUGGUGACCUUGGAGUUGAUGGCAUCGAUCAUCCUCUGAACAUUGCCACGGCACGACUACAAUCUGCCACCGGUCUGGGGGUACCGCCUGGAGAGGCUGGACAGUCAACUCCUGCUCUGGCUACAGAGAUCUAUACCCCUCCAACACAGAAAAACGAUGAGGACGUUGGUCGCCUUCGCAGCUUCAGCGAUUCUUGGAGUGGUGGGCUUGCAUGGCUUGGCGGUGCAUUAAGAUUGAGUCACCAAGAUCAGCCUGUGGAUAGUGGUGCAGUAACGCAAGGAACCGCGAGUCCGCAGGACAGCCAGGGUCCGACUGAUGCGGAUACUCACAGCCAUAAUGACGCUGGAAACACCGAGGCUGACUCUCGGUCAUAA